Molecule: messenger RNA, 270 nt
Organism: Xyrichtys novacula (pearly razorfish)
Lineage: Eukaryota; Metazoa; Chordata; Actinopteri; Labriformes; Labridae
Source: the annotation of a GenBank genome assembly
AUGGAGGCCGGCGAGGUUCAAAGGCGAGGAGCGGCUUCACAACGUUUGAUUGGAGGACAUUUGGCGCCUUUGAUGUUCGCCGCUUUGAUACAAGAGGUCAUCGAGGUCAUUCAAGAGGGUUCAGCGGACACAACGAGGCCGGGUCAGGACAGGAAGACGACCAACAACCUGACAACAACGGAGGGGAGCGCUCGAGUGGCACAGAUCCAUAUUCAUGAGGAGAUCACAGAGAAACGGCGGCUGUGGAGGCGAGGAGGAGGUUUCCGUUAA